ACACAUAUAAGUCGAUAUGCGAAGAGAGGUAACACAUUCUGACACAACGUUUAGAGAUAGUCAUUGCUGUAUCUGAGCCAAAGUUCUGAGCCAAAGUUCCGCCCUGAAGAGAACCAACGUUUCCACUCAACAAAUCACUUGUCUCGCAUUAAGUUGAAUUAGAAUUUGCGGAAACAAUGGGUGGAAAUGUGGUAAUAAUCCAAAAUAAUGUCGUUGUAAAUGUAGAAUCACAAAAAGAACGUGGAGAAUGGUGUUCUGGAAAGGAAUACGUUACCCAGUGGAGCGUUAAAGAUAGAGUUAAGAUACUUAGUGAUGUCGAGAGAGUUAAAACUUAUCAGGAAUAUCGUGGUGAAUGGAAUCCAGAUAUGAAAUCGGUAUUAGGUAAAACUGGUAUCAUAUAUUGUAUAUUCCCUGAUGGCGAUUUAGUUGUAUCGGUGUCUGGUAAACAUUUGUAUUCAAUCCUCUGUGCUGCGAAAAGGUAUCCGGAAUUAUGUUACCUGAGGAAGGAGACAUCGAGAAGCUGGUACCGUCUCUGCGUAUGAAUGCUAGCGUCACAGACUUAUUAAGAUUCUCGCAGGAACACACAGAAGGUUUUGAAAUACAAGAUAAGAAAUAUGGCGUUGGUCAGACAGUCAAGAUAAUUCAUGAUAUUGAAAAAGUUAAAGAAUAUCAGGAUGGACAUGGCGGGUGGAUUGAUUUCAUGAAAACGAUAUUAGGAAAAACCGUCGUAGUAAAGAUGGUGUUACCGAACGCUGAUUUACUUGUGUUGAUGCCUGGAAGUAUGUGGCACCUCAAUCCUAAAUGCUGUGAAAAUGUCAGUGACUCUGAAGGUGGACGUUAGAGCGACGUGGACCUGAUAACGAAGUUUAUUUGAAUCGAUCUUAUAGUGUGGUAGUUGAUUGUGCUCACAUCAUUUGCACAGAGUGCGGAGACCUAUUGAAGGAGUAAACCAAUUCAGAAGAAAUUAAAUCUGUUCUAGAUCGAUAAGAUUUACUUUGCUUAACGGUUAUAUUGUGACGUUUUAAAUU
Molecule: messenger RNA, 1028 nt
Organism: Octopus sinensis (East Asian common octopus)
Lineage: Eukaryota; Metazoa; Mollusca; Cephalopoda; Octopoda; Octopodidae
Product: E3 ubiquitin-protein ligase MIB1-like
Exons: 8
Coding region: 491-841 (116 amino acids)
Biological process (GO): protein ubiquitination
Cellular component (GO): cytoplasm
Molecular function (GO): ubiquitin-protein transferase activity
Source: RefSeq, a predicted model, not a curated record